AGAGAUGAGCCCCUUGACCAUCCCAAGGAAGAGUGGUUAACAGAUGCAAGUUGUUUUAUGCAUCAGGAAAACAGGAGGGCUAGAUAUGCUAUUAUUAGCACAAGAGAAUCAGUCAAGGCACAAGGCUUGCUGGCCUCGACCUCAGCUCAAAAAGCUGAGUUAAUUGAACUUACUAGGCCCCUGCAGUUGGGAAAGGAUUUAGAAGUUAACAUUUACACUGAUUCGAAGUAUGACUCUUUAGUGCUUCAUGCUUAUGCUGCAAUUUGGAAUGGGUGGGGACUCCUGACCCCCAAGGGCUUUUCCAUACAACAUGAUUCAGAUUUUGAGCUUGUUAGAAUGCUGCUUUGCUGCCAAAAAGUGAGUAUAAUUAAUUGCAGAGGACAUCAAAAGAGAGACUGACCAUGAAAAAGGAAAUGCCCUUGUAGAUGCCGCAGCCAAGGCCCCUGCCCUGAAAGGGCCAAUGAAGCUUGUGGGUGUGCUGGUCAGCAUACAUAGAACUGGGCCAGAAUACCCUGAAGAAGAACAGAAAUGGGCCAGGGAUUGCAUUUCAUUCCAGGGCCCCUCUGGCUGGCUGAAUGAUGGAAAUAAAUUACUAAUGCCAAGUACCAGUCACAGGAGUAUAACUCAGCACUUUCAUGAUUCUUUUCACCCUAGAAGGGAUUCUUUGUUUCUGUUAAUGUCUCAUUUGUUCAUAGGGGUAAAUCUUUUCAAGACACUAAAACAGGUAACUCAGCCCUGUGAGCUCUGUGCCUGACAUGACCCAAACGGCCAGCAAUUUUCUCCUUCUCCAGUUAAACCUGUCCAAAAUUGAGGAACCUAUCCAGGUGAGAACUGGCAACUCUAAUUUACCCCGAAGCCUUUCUGCAGGAGAUUCAAAUAUUUGCUAAUGCUUACUGAUACCUUCACUGGUUAGAUCGAGGCAUUCCCCACCCCAUCUGAAAAAUGUUUACCAGAAGAAAUAACUCCUCAGUUUGGGUAAUCUAAAAGCCUGCAAAGUGACAAUGGCCCAUCUUUCACAGCAGGCGUAACCCAAAACCUAUCCUCAGCUUUAAGAAUCCAAUAUGACCUUCACUCUGUGUGGAGACCGCAGUCCUCUGGAAAGGUGAAAGGGCUAAUCCUACUCUACAGAAGACUCCAGCUAAAUCAGAGGCCUGACUCUCUCUAACACCCAUAGCUUACUGAGGGUUUGAACUGCUCCAAAGUAAAACAUAUAAUCAAGUCCUGUUAACAUGUGGAAGGCCUUUCCUAGCCGCAGAUCUCCUGAUAGAUGAAAAGACUCAUCAAUUACAAAAAUACGUCAUCAAUCUAGGACAGGUGCAAAGGCACUCUAUGGAAACAAGAGUCUUCCCCUCCCACAUGGGAGGAAAAUUCAGUUUCAGCUCAGCUAGGGAUUUAGUCUUACUAAAGACGCGGGAGGAAGUUCUCCAGCUGAGCAGCUUUCCCCAACGUGGAAAGGACCAGGCAAGGACACUUGAGUUCUCCAACAGAUGUUCAACGCCAGGGGAUUUACAGUUCUGGGAGGUGAUCUCUGACGAACAUGGCAUCGACUCCGCUGGCACCUACCACGGGGACAGCCACCUGCAGCUGGAGCGCAUCAACGUGUACUACAACGAGGCCAGCGGUGGCAGGUACGUGCCCCGCGCUGUGCUCGUGGAUCUGGAGCCGGGCACCAUGGACUCUGUGCGCUCGGGGCCCUUCGGGCAGGUCUUCAGGCCAGACAACUUCAUCUUCGGUCAGUGUGGGGCCGGAAACAACUGGGCCAAGGGGCACUACACAGAAGGUGCGGAGCUGAUGGAGUCAGUGAUGGACGUUGUCAGAAAGGAGGCUGAGAGCUGUGACUGUCUGCAGGGUUUCCAGCUGACCCACUCUCUGGGUGGGGGGACUGGGUCUGGGAUGGGUACCCUUCUGCUGAGUAAGAUCCGGGAGGAGUACCCAGACAGGAUCAUAAACACAUUCAGCAUCCUGCCCUCGCCCAAGGUGUCAGACACCGUGGUGGAGCCCUACAACGCCACCCUCUCAGUCCACCAGCUCAUAGAAAACGCGGAUGAGACCUUCUGCAUAGAUAACGAAGCACUGUAUGACAUAUGUUCCAGGACCCUAAAACUGCCCACACCCACCUAUGGUGACCUGAACCACCUGGUGUCUGCUACCAUGAGUGGGGUCACCACCUGCCUGCGCUUCCCGGGCCAGCUGAAUGCUGACCUGCGGAAGCUGGCCGUGAACAUGGUCCCGUUUCCCCGGCUGCAUUUCUUCAUGCCCGGCUUUGCCCCACUGACCAGCCGGGGCAGCCAGCAGUACCGGGCCUUGACUGUGGCUGAGCUUACCCAGCAGAUGUUUGAUGCUAAGAACAUGAUGGCUGCCUGUGACCCCCGUCACGGCCGCUACCUAACGGCGGCUGCCAUUUUCAGGGGUCGCAUGCCCAUGAGGGAGGUGGAUGAACAAAUGUUCAACAUUCAAGAUAAGAACAGCAGUUACUUUGCUGACUGGCUCCCCAACAACGUAAAAACAGCCGUCUGUGACAUCCCACCCCGGGGGCUGAAAAUGUCGGCCACCUUCAUUGGGAACAACACAGCCAUCCAGGAACUCUUCAAGCGUGUCUCAGAGCAGUUUACAGCAAUGUUCAGGCGCAAGGCCUUCCUCCACUGGUACACGGGCGAGGGCAUGGAUGAGAUGGAAUUUACCGAGGCUGAGAGCAACAUGAACGAUCUGGUGUCUGAAUAUCAGCAAUAUCAGGAUGCCACGGCCGAGGAGGAGGAGGAUGAGGAGUAUGCUGAGGAGGAGGUGGCCUAGAACUCUCCUUUUCUAGGUAAAGGGGGGAAGCAGUGUGGAUUCUUCACUGUGUUCUGACAGCCAUGUGUCACUACGCGCUUGUUCAUUUGUGUCUUCACAUCUCCUGCUGCAUUUUAAAGCAUUUCUAUAGUAUGCGGUUUUGCCUAAUAAAGCAUUUUCACAGCAU
This is a messenger RNA of Gorilla gorilla gorilla (western lowland gorilla), 2956 nucleotides long. Its product is annotated as tubulin beta-8 chain. Gene Ontology annotation, cellular component: microtubule. The record is from RefSeq and is a predicted model, not a curated record. Gene Ontology annotation, biological process: microtubule-based process. Bases 1330 to 2790 code for a protein of 486 amino acids. Gene Ontology annotation, molecular function: structural constituent of cytoskeleton; GTP binding; GTPase activity. The transcript is spliced from 4 exons. NCBI's taxonomy places the organism in Eukaryota, Metazoa, Chordata, Mammalia, Primates, Hominidae.